AUGGGCUUAGGCAGCGUGCUGCGGAAGGUCUUGUUCUCAUCCUCGCCGGCCGCACGUCCUCGUCCUCAAAACCAGUCCUCUAACCAUCCCAAUGGUUCCGCGAAUCCACGACGCUCUCGAAAGCGUCCAUCUCAUUCUUUCGGUCGCAAGAAACAAUCCUCUCCAGGACUUGGCCCUCGCACCGACGAUAGGGUUUCCAGAAGGAGAAAGUCUCGCAGUCCGCCAAUUUCCCAGCAGGAGGCUCAGGAAAGAGCUGUCAUCACUCUAUACGGGGACCAACUGGCUCAGCUCGCCACACGUAUAUCGCAGGGCUGGGCUCGUUUUGAUGCAGAGCCCGAUGAAUAUUAUGUUACUCUCGACAUUCGUGAUCUUCGAGUCAGCUUGCAGAAGGCCUUGGAGAGCUAUUACGCUGCCCGCGGCUCACGAGCCAACCACGGCAUAGAAAGCAUCAUUCAAAUUAUGGAAGAUACUGAUAUUCGCUUGGCCAGGCUAGACCAUGAGGUCUUGGCGGAGGUUGAGCGUUUCGAACAAGCUGCUAUGGAUAUUGCGCUACGCUUUUCUCAUGCUCAAGUUGCAGAAGAAAAGCUCAACGUCUGUGCCGACGCCGAUGAUGCUCUUAUUGAGCUUGAGCUCUAUCGGGAAGGCUGGGUUCAUAUCAUGGAUCCGGAAGUUCACUCUCGUCUCGUUCAUACAAACUCAGUCUUACGAGAGGUUGCCACUACGUGUGUACCAAUCGCCCACCAUGCUUCUGCAUCGAAAGCUCCAUACCCAUCAAUCCCGAAUGGGGACAUUCACAAGUACAGCUAUCCUGAAACGUCACAGGCAAGGGAUAUAUCACCUUUGCCUCAGACAGGUGGUUUACCGUUUGUUGGCACCCAUUUUGACAGCUAUGCUGAAGUCAGGAGACAUCAAGAAGAGCAAGAAAAGCACAAAGGCCAGUCUGGGGAAAGCGCUAUUUACAAUCCUUUUCGAGGAGCAGCAUCAUCGCAUCCAGUUGCGAAUGGGUACCAUGAUACGCCAAAGCCUAUGUCGUCAUCAGCGAAUGGGGGGUUGGGUUCGCGCUCAGAUGGGCGGAGGGACACUCAGAGUAGUGAAUCUGGGGACGAAGGUGCAAUGAAGAUGGUCAUGUCCCGCACGCGGACUCUGCGAGAUAUGGCCGCGAGCGCCAUGAACCAGCGAGAUGACUUCCCUGGCAGUACUCUUACUUCACCAGCCGGAGCCUCUCGCGAUGGAUUUAGUAGUGGCAACGCAGGUCCAGCCUUCAGUCGAGGAUUCUCUUCCCAGGGAUCUUACCGAAACAGCCUGGGCCUAAGUCCCACCGCUUCGCGAUCGAGGGAUAUUGAGCAGCCAUCAAUGGAGCAGACACAUCACCUUUCCUUUGCCUCUGCACUGUACUUCACUAGGAAUGAACGGGUUGAUGCCAUUUCUGAUGCUGGACUGUAUUUGGAACGGUCAAAUGUUCGUGGGGAUGGACGAUGCCUCUUUCGUGCGUUGGUCCGUUGCCGAGCAGUUGCCAGAGGCAAACCCAUACCUGGGGAGCGGCUUGAACGUGAGGGGGCGGACCAUCUGCGCGCACGAGCUGUUGCAGAGCUGAUCAAAUAUCGCGAAUUACUUGCUCGCUUUUUCGUGAUUGAAGGAAAUUUUCCUCAAUACACGAAGAAGAUGUCACAACCUCGGACAUAUGGAGGUGAGCCAGAGCUUCUAAUGCUGGCGAAGAUACUUCAUGUUCCUAUCGCGGUGUACAUUUCGAAAGUCGGUAUAUAUCGCCAGAUUCAAGUGUAUGGCAAACAGUAUCGUGGGGAGCCUCUACGGAUUCUGUACUCUGACGGUAUCCAUUACGAUGCCUUAUUAGCCUACACGUGAUAUGCCUACUACUUGAAAGUGCUAUUGUUUGGCACAUAGCACACGUGGAAAUUGCGCAGGCCCGACUCGUGAUGAAGGUUGUCUUUGCCGCGUAGACUUGCUCAUCGUUUAUUGCUUCAGGGAAUGUCUCUUCGUUUUCCCAUGACGGGCACUUUACUGGCUCCCCUUGAAACUACGGGAUGGAAAAAAGAAGCAAACUGAUUUCACGAUGAGCCCAAGGCAACCGAUGAGCCCAAGGCAACCGAGCAACGAAAUACCGGAAGUGUCAGAGCAAUUUUUCCAUUUCCUGAUGGCGUGCAGGGUGGUCGCACCCGUAUCCGACGGCUCUAUUUAUUUAGAAAUGCACAAUAUUUAAGAUCACGACACUCCCCAAGCGGUAGUGAAGUGAGGAUAGUAGUAAAAUUCAGAAACCAUUGCCAUAA
This is a messenger RNA of Chondrus crispus (carragheen), 2285 nucleotides long. RefSeq lists its product as hypothetical. NCBI's taxonomy places the organism in Eukaryota, Rhodophyta, Florideophyceae, Gigartinales, Gigartinaceae. The transcript has 2 exons. Gene Ontology annotation, molecular function: cysteine-type deubiquitinase activity. Gene Ontology annotation, cellular component: cytosol; nucleus. The record is from RefSeq and is a predicted model, not a curated record. Gene Ontology annotation, biological process: protein deubiquitination; endoplasmic reticulum unfolded protein response. Bases 1 to 1863 code for a protein of 620 amino acids.